Molecule: messenger RNA, 4014 nt
Organism: Chironomus riparius
Lineage: Eukaryota; Metazoa; Arthropoda; Insecta; Diptera; Chironomidae
Source: the annotation of a GenBank genome assembly
AUUGUGUCAUCUCAGACUUAAAUAUUUUGGUUCAUUUUCAAAAAAAAAUCUUAAAUAAAUUAUUCUCACGUAUUAAUCAAUUUAUCUCAACAGUGGGAUUUAAUUUAAUGAAUCCAUCGAGUUAAAGUGCUAUAAGGAAGCAUAAGUGAUGGUUAAAAACAGGCAUGAUUAAUAGAAUGGUGAAAUCAAAAAUUUGAAGUUAAAAAAGAUAUUUUGUGCAAGUGAAAAUUUUAAAUUGUGAAAUAUUAUAAAUAAGGAACUUUCUUAGCAAAAAAGGACUGAAUUUAAUGCAAAUUGGGCUGUUUUGAAUGGUUUUUUAUACGUAGAUUAGUGCAUAUUAGGUCAGACAAAAGUGGAUUAAAGUGAAAACUUCCAGCAAAAAGAUCCAGAAAAAGACAACAACAAAGGAAAAACAGCUGAUUUGCUAAAGAGAAAAAAAUUAGGUGAUUUCAUUAAAGGUUCACUUACUGAUUCGUAUGAAAUAGACAAAUCCGAAGUAAUUACCAUCAAAUAAAUUAAUUAGUAGCCCAAAGUCAUCAACUUUUGUAGAAUUUUGUUCAAAAGUAGACUGAAAAGUGAAUAGAAGUGAAUUUUUUGAAACGCAAUAAACAACAACAAGCAUACAGCACAGCACAGUAAGAAAAAAGGGAGAGUUGAAAUCGACAUAUUUUAAAGAAGAAAAGGGAAUAGCUUAAUACUGGCUACUAGAAAAGUUUAUCAAAUAUGAGUCGUAAUCAUCGUACCCGCCUAAAAGAGACACUCUUCCUCGAUGGCGAUAAGCCUUCAUUACUCGAGACAGUCUUCAAAUUUUUGGCCAACAAUCUAAGCUUGAUUAGUCAACUUAAUACAGAAACUAACACAUGGGAAUUAAAAGAUGAUGUGAUUAUACCGAAUGAAAUUUGUGAUAGAUUUAUACAAUUCUAUCAAAGUUGCUCGUUGGACAUAAAUGACAGUUUUAUUAACAUUUUCAAAGAUACAAAUAGAACGCCACUAAAGUUCGUCUCACUACGUAAUGGCUCAAUAUCGGACGAUGGAAUGCGACAUCUUUUAAAUCAUAAGUUAAUAUCAUUAUCAUUAUGGUAUUGUGAGAAAUUAACGCAUGCAACAUGGCAGCAUUUAGUUGCAAAUGGAAGUGAAUUAAAGAAUUUAGAGCUCGGAAAGUUGGUGGAUGUGCUGAAAAAUCAUGAGCCAAACGAGAAGACACCAUUAGAUUUUCAAUUAGCCCUACCAAAAUUAAAGCGUCUUGUGCUUAAUGGUGUUGCACUUCAAUCAUCUGUAUCGUUUAGUCAUUUACAUGAGUUAUCAUAUCUUGAUCUUACAGCAUGUCUCUUUGCUGACUUUUCACUUGAAAGUCUUAUUCAUCUUCCACAAUUGCAAACAUUGAUAUUAUUUAAUGUAUGGCCAUUGGAACGUGAAAUACCAACGAUAUGCAAAUUGAAUAAUCUACGAAUGUUAGAUAUUUCAUUAUCAAAGUCCAUGAUGCCUUCCUAUUCAUCGCCCAAUAAGACAUUGGAGUUUAUUGUCGAAAGUCUACCAUUAUUAGAACAUUUAGAUAUAUCUGGAACUAAUCUAGCCGGAACGGGAGUAGCACAGCAAGAAGCUACAUGUGGUGGUCACAGUUCCGAUAUUCCAGGCUUAGCAAGUCGCGUUGAACGCCCAUUAAAAUUCUUAGGUUUAUAUGAUACAACAAAUUCGGCAUGUCGUCGUCAUGACAUCCCGUCACUAACAAUUGCUGGUGAUGCGAACGAGGAUCAAAUUCUAUUAUCUGCCAUUAUGUAUCAAGAUCGUAAUGAAAUGCUCACCAAAGUGCUUAAUGACUUGUAUCAUUUGCUGAGAUUUGAGAAUUGUACGCAAAUUGAUCGAGCAUUACGGGCUGUGCUGAUUGCAAUGGAUAAGCACAUAAGCGUUAAACAUAUUCAAAUAUCGGGAAGUGCAACAUUAUUUUACAUAGUAAAAAGCAAAGAAAAAGUCAAAUUUGGAUCGAUACUAAAGAAUCAUAUAAUUCGUACUUUAUUAAAUGGAAUGUCUGCUCAUCUCUCGGACGAUACGAUGAUGAGGAAUGGAUGUUUAACAUUAUGUCAAUUCUCAAUACCAUCGGAUGUUCUAUUUGAGUAUGAACGUCUUGUGAGAAUUUUACUGCAUGGUGUUAGUGAUACAGAACAGAGCUUCGUACAGCGCAUUGCUAUUUAUUUAUUAAAUUCUCUAGCAUGUCAAGUGGAUGGAAAUCAGAAACUCUUUUUAGGCAAUCUUGGAGCAAUUUCGACAAUGCUGAAUCUUAUUAAUGAUCGCCUAAAUCGGAAGGUAUUUGAUGAUGUGAUGGAAGUCGCAUGGUCAACAAUGUGGAAUGUGACUGAUGAAACGGCUAUAAAUUGUGAGAGAUUUUUAGACGGAAAAGGCAUGGAAUAUUUCUUAGGAUGUUUGAGAUGUUUCCCUGACAAAGAUGAAUUAUUGAGAAACAUGAUGGGAUUAUUAGGAAAUGUCGCGGAAGUGAAAACAUUAAGACAUCGUCUAAUGACCUCUGAGUAUAUUGCUGUCUUUUCGGAACUGCUUUUUUCAAACAGUGAUGGAAUCGAAGUAAGUUACAAUGCUGCAGGCGUAUUGGCUCACAUUGCAUCUGACGGACCUGAUGUAUGGACUAUUCAGACACCGUCACGUGAGGACGUACUCAAUCGGAUGUAUUCUGCUAUAGAUCGAUGGAAUUUGGAGACAGAAAGAAACAUUAAUUAUAGAAGUUUUGAGCCAAUAUUGGGAUUAAUUAAAUGUUAUGAGACACCGGCUUGUCAAAUUUGGGCUGUUUGGGCUCUCGCUAAUUUAACUAAGGUUUAUCCCGAAAAAUACUGUAAAUUAGUGGAGCAAGAACACGGCGUAAAAUUGUUAAUGGAUUUAAUGGAUCACAUGGAAACAUGCGAAAAACUCAAAGAAUUAGCACAAAUAGUUCUGACUAACAUCGAUCAGAAUAAUCAGAAAUAUAUGGAAGAAUAAUAUUAGUAUGAAAUGAUGGUGGCACCUUGAUAAAAAAUAAAAUCCGAAAUAACAAGGCAGCUACCAUCAUUUAAGGUCAAAUAGAAUUAUUAAUCGUUCUAGUUAUGUUAGUCCUUUUUGUUGUUGAGAAAAUAGUGUUUAUUAUCUUUUUUUGUCUCUCAAGGAUAUUAAUUUGUUUAAUUUAUGAUUUUUUUGUGAAGAUUUCUUUGAAUUGAAAAAAAAAAUCAAAAAAAAAACAUUAAACUGAGUAAAAUGUUGAUUUAAACAUUUCAUAAUUUUUUAGAGCAUUUUAACAUGAAGAAUGUAAAUAACAAUAAAAUUUUGACAAUGCUUCAAAAUGAAAGGAUUAGAGGAGAUAGAAAAUCUAGAAAAUAAAAAAUUAAAUCUAGUUAGGAAACUCUUUUACUAUUCUACACCUUCUUCUCUCAAAAAAAAAACACAAAACACAAGAAAAAUGAAAAAAAUUGUAAGCAGCAUGAGCAGCAGUAGAUUACCAAAGCAAAGAAAUUUUUAUCUUUUUUGUCUGUUUAUUAGGAAUUUAUGAUAAUAAUAAUUGUAAAGAGUUUGUCACACCUUUGACUUUUUAAAUUGAUUAGAAUAUUGUAAAAUUGGAAGUCGAUACGAGAACAACAAAAGUUAUUGGAGUUGCUUGAAAGCUAUUUUUUCUACAUUUAAUGGAAGUUCUUGUCUUUUUUUUGGAGCAAAUGUUUUUGUAGGGCUUAGAAAUAUGUAAAUUUUUAUCUCCUAAUAAAUUUUAUCUAUUUUGUAAAUAGUACUUGAUGGAUGGACGAAUAAAAUGCUAAUUUUUGCUCAUAAAUAAGAAAUAGUAACACAGCAAAGUAAAAUUGUAUUGCAAAGUUUUGAAUAAUAGAGAGAGAAAAGUUUCAAAACCUUACAAUUGUUUUUGUGUGUUUGAAAACCUUACAAAUUCUAAUUCAAAGCCGAUAAAAUUCAUAUUGGAAAACAUUUGUGAGGUUUUCUUUGAAUUUCAAAGUAUUUGUAGGGUUUUCAAACACUCAAUAAACAUUUGAA